CAGGAAUGGGAUGCUGCCUCUAUAUGUAAGUGUGUCAAGGAAGUUCAUAUCAGAUGCCAGAUUGGAAAUGAUAUACAGGAACUAAACAAGAAACUGGAUACAAUCAUACCAGUAAUACAACAGUUAGGACUAGCUGCAGAAGAUCAAUCAGGAAUAGACAGCGAAGUUGCUCCUCAUUACAAUGAGUCCAAUACAAUAGGUAGAGGUGUUGGCAGUGACUGCAAUGAUCUUGUUAAUCUGCUACGGAGAGGUGGAGAAGGCGCCCAUGUUCUUUUCGCCAUAGUUGGAACUAUUGGAGUUGGUAAGAGUACUCUUGCACUCAAGAUAUACCAUGAGAUGAGAGGUAGGUUUAGAACCAGGUUAUGGGUAAAUAUCUCCAACGACUCCAGGCGCAUCACAAUAUGGUCUGGUGACACAUUUAAGGGAAGGGCAGGAAUGCCGGAGCAACGUGAGGUGUUACGCCGCUAUCUGGAUGGUUCUACCAGGAACCUGCUCUUGGUCAUUGAUAAUGUGCGGAAAGCAGAUGAUUGGAACCAGUUGCUGGCUGCAAAUGAAGCAUUCCGCCGUUGUGGCUGCAAAGUCAUUGUAACAACACGUGACGAGAAUGUCGCAAGGAUGAUGGGGGUGACCCAUUUUCACCGUGUCAAGUGUUUGAAUGGGGACGAUGGCUGGUUGUUGCUCCACAAAACCGCUAAUCUGGGAGGGACUGUAGCCACUGGUAACAUUCAGGAUGUUGGAAGAAGUAUCGUGCAGAAGUGCAGUGGCGUUCCGAUGGCAAUUAGAACAAUUGGAUGGAAUCUAAGGGGCAGGUGCCGGGAAGAUGAAUGGGAGAGCAUACAUUCACAAGAUUUCAUUUCCUCGUAUACAGGGAUAAGGGACAGUAUUGAUACGACGUACAUGGAGUUGAAGUAUCGCGUCAAGCGGUGUUUCCUCUACUGCUCUUUAUACCCGGAGCAAUUUGUGAUCAAGCAGCAGUGUGCCACGCAGCAGUGGAUUGCAGAGGGUUUCUUUGAGGGCAGACCAAAUUUGGAAGAGGAGGCUGAAAGCUGUUACCAGGAAUUAAUAGAGAGGGGUCUUCUUCUGCCUGAGCAUGAAGCUAAUGGUGUGGUGGGAGCAAAGAUGCCUACUCUACUGAGAUCGUUUGCACUCUAUCGGUCAGGUGAAGAGAACUGUGUGGAUAAUCCUAGUCGUAUCAGUAGUACCAGUAAACCAUGGCGCCUAUGCAUCACAGAUGAAGAAGCUAUAGAGGCCAUCCCGGUUUAUGUCACUCGUUUGAGGACACUCUUUGUGUCUGCAAGCCCACUCAGAAGAAGCAGCUUGGACCUUAUCAUUGGAAGGUUUCCGAACCUAAGAGUACUAGACCUUAGAGACACACAAGUUGAGAGCAUUCCCAAAACGCUGGGAAGAUUGCUGCAACUUAGGUACUUGAAUCUUUCGAAUACUGAAAUAAGAAAACUUCCUCAGAGUAUUGGGAAUCUGAUGAUGCUGCAGUUUCUAAUCCUCCAAAACUGUCCUUACCUCACACAAAUGACCAGCCAUGUUGGCCGUCUGGAAAACUUGAGGGGCCUCGACUUCUCAGGGGCACCAGAGCUAAAUGAUGUCCGUUUCAGACUACUCAAACUGACAGGACUCAACUGCUUGCGUGGUUUUUUUCCAGCUAACCAUGGUUUGAAACUCAAGGAAUUACAUGCACUGCGCAACCUUACAAGCCUCCAGAUACUGAAGCUAGGCAGGGCAUCAAGCAUAGAAGAUGCACACCAAUCAAGGCUGCAGGAAAUGUAUCAUCUGAAAGAGCUCGAACUGUGCUGCAGUUCUGUCGACCAACCACCAGUUGACGGUCAAGAGCAUAUGAAAGAUGUGUUCAGCGCACUCAGACCUCCUCAGAGUUUGGUUUCUCUCAAGCUAGAUGGUUACUACGGCAAUGGAUUUCCAGCUUGGUUUUCAGUUUCUCACCUUACAGCGCUGCAGCGGCUGACGCUUGAUGGCUGUGUCCACUGUCAGCGCCUACCAGCUCUCGGUGAGAUGAUGAAUCUCAAAUUCCUGGCUAUCAUAGGCUUCAGUGUGUUGACUGAGAUCAACUAUGAGCUUCGUGGGGCACCAGCAACCGGUGUGGCAUUUCCACUGUUGGAGCAGCUAUUCCUAGGGAGGAUGCAGAAUAUGGUGUCAUGGUCUGGUCUUGUAGAUAUAGACAUGCCUUUACUUGAGAGAUUACAGCUUGAUAGCUGCCCCAUGAUGAUUUCUGUCCCCUCAUGGCUCCAGCACUGCACGACACUGAAAAGCUUGAAGAUACAGCAUGCUGAUGCGCUUCAAUAUAUCGAGAAUCUGCCAGCACUUAAGGAGCUGCAAGUUCACUAUAGUUCCAAUCUGAAUAGGAUACUUAACCUCAGUAGACUGGAGGAUUUGAAAAUAGUGAGCUGCGCAUGUCUGACUGUCGUGCAGGAUGUUCCUCUGUUGCGCAACUUGCAUUUGGAUUUGGGCAAACACACAGCCGAGCUUCCAGAAUGGCUCCAGAAGAAACAGUCAUUUACUCUCAGGGGAUUGGAGAUUAUCGGCAGCGAGGACCUAUUGAACAGAUGCUCCUCAUCCACCGCGCGCUACGGGCGCCUCAUCAAAGAUGCAGCUGAUCAUGUUUAUGCGAAAUUGCAUGGUGGUUCCUUGUACUUUUCGUACACCAAGAGGACUGGCAUGUUCUAUAGAAGCCGACGAUGCAGGGAAUGCUUCAGUAUGCAAGGCGCAGCUAUCCUCGCGGUGCCUGUUGCUCCCCAGCGAGUUCAUGGUGGCUGGGAAACAUGGAUCAAGUACACACUUUGUGCCAUCUUCCUCAUUGUUUCCCAGUUCUUUGUUCAGUGGGCUGUUAGCUCUAGGUAAAUGAGUGGAAUUAUGUCACCUUUAUUCCACUUAUUUGAUGUACCUUUGCUGUCGCCAAGUUUCUGAUAUGUGAAAGUUAUUUGUUCUAGUGGAACAGGCAUGAUCUACGGUGUAUACCACCUCCACAUCCAUUGACAUAAUAACCUGUCAGCAAAAUUUGCCAUUGGUAACAGGAGAGCUAUUUGACAGUCAACAAGAGGAGCUAAAUAGAUUUUACAUCUGUUACAGAGCAUCCUUUUGCUGUUUCUCUUAGGAGGGAUAUCUUGUGUCAGAAGCCAAAAUGGGCGCUCACCUAAGUAGCAAAGCAUGCCUCGGUUGAGAGGCCACGAGGGCCUUGGGUGAAA
Triticum urartu is the source of this 3212-nucleotide messenger RNA. The record is from RefSeq and is a predicted model, not a curated record. Lineage: Eukaryota; Viridiplantae; Streptophyta; Magnoliopsida; Poales; Poaceae.